Cylindrotheca closterium is the source of this 876-nucleotide messenger RNA. NCBI's taxonomy places the organism in Eukaryota, Bacillariophyta, Bacillariophyceae, Bacillariales, Bacillariaceae. The record is from the annotation of a GenBank genome assembly.
AUGGAAGAAAUGAAUUUGAAUCACAAGGAGAUUAACAACCUUCUACUGGUACUACUCAAGGAAGCUUUAGCGGAAGGAAACUUUGUCUGUGUACGAUUGUUGUUGGAUGCAAAGGGUUUUUCCUCCGUCCAUGCCGACAAUCUAUUGUAUUUAGCAUGCUACCAGGGCCAUUUGGAAGUGGCCAAAGUGCUUGUCGAAUCAGGUUACCAUGACAAUCACGUUCAAGUACGACCUGUUGCAAAUCGAGUGACACCAUUACAUUUUGCAUGCAUUGGGGGUUCUCUGGAGGUAGCCAAGUGGCUUGUCGAAAACGGUGCCGACGUUGCUUCAAAAGAUGAUGCUGAAUUGACACCAUUGCACUUGGCAUUUUUGCAGGGCCACUUAGAUAUUCUCACGUGGCUUGUUGACGAGCGAGGCGCUGACAUCAAUGCCAAAAGCAUAAGUGGAAAAACACCGAUGCAUUGGGCAUGCGAGGGGGGCUAUGUGGCGGUAGCCAAGCGGCUCUUCGAGAAGGGUGCUGAUAUCGAUGCUAGAGACGAUAGGGGAUGGACAGCAUUGCAUUGGGCGAGUUUUCGUGGACAGUGGGAGGUAGUCAAGUGGCUUGUCGAGGAAGGUUCCGGAAUCGAUGCCAAAGACAAAGAUGGAAACACGGCAUUGCAUCUGGGAUGUGAGAAGGGUCAUUUGGGGGUAGUCAAGAGGCUUGUCGAGGACGGUGCUGAUGUUCGUAGCAAAAAUAAUUUUGGACUUACACCAUUGAGAACAGCAUGCAAUGCCGGGCAUAUGCAGGUAGUCAAUUCGCUUGUGGACAAUGGUGCAGACGUCGGAGCGAAGAAUCUGAAAAAGAUUGCAACUUUUCUCCUGCGUGUAAUACUUUAG